CGAUAGGACAACACAGUCGGCGCCUGCUUCUGAACAGUCCUGAACGCGCUUCCGUCGGAUAAACAUGUAGUUCGUUCACUAACAUAUACCUAGCUGCUACCGUGGCCGUGUGAUGUUUUCGAUCCCAAUCUAACGCGCGCGCUUUUGUAUACUAGGAACCGCCACCCCAACCUCACCCCAUCUGAUAUCCGGUGACAAGUGUGUUGUGGUUCCCGACAGAGUUCAAUAAUGGGAAAUAUGAUGAUCAUUCAGCUGAAGCAGAUUCGUUUGUGUGCACUAUGAAAAAGGGAUUAGAUUCGAGUGGAAAUCAACCAUCUCAGCGGUUCGGAUUUGCAUUGCAUAUUCCUCAUGCAAUGCAGAACGCAUCUGCACUAAUAAAUUCGGGAACUGUGUUAUCAGUGGUUUCUAGUGGCUUUUUGUUACCGUUCAAUUUUUUCUCGCACGUGUCGAUACAAUCGUUGUGGUUUCUGUUUUAUACUGUGGUUGUUAAAAAUAAUACCGGCUCGUUUUGUGUUGUGCGGCUGUGAAUACAUAGAUUAACAGUGGUUCGCUGUGCACCGUGAUGCAAUGGAAAAAUGUUGGUGGACGGAUAGCAACAUGCGGAAAAUCCUUGGAAAAUUCUGAAUAUGAUGAACUGAAAUGAGCUUUGAGUUCGCGGAAAUAUGAAAUUGAUAACGUGUGCAUUCAUGAGCGUUGAAGAAAUUGGAAUAACUCGAACCUCAACGGAGGAUUUUAUGGAAACGUAAGCUCUUCACUUGCUUUGUUUGUGAAAAUGAGCUUAUGAUUGCAGAUAAUCAAGCAAUUGAUUGUGAUAUCAUGUGAGUGAAAUAUCGAGAAGAAUUAUCAUAAAAAAACUGAAGCAUUUUUUAUGGAUUAUCAUAGGCAUAUAAUUCGUGUUAUGGGAAUGACGGAAAUGUUUUCAAAAGUAAAGCUUCGAAAAUCACUUUUACAAAACCGACUAUUUAGUCGAACAUAGACGUGUGAUUCUGGAGGUGAAUUAAUGUAGCAAGCUUAUCCCGAUGAUAAGAAUUAUGGCCAGUAUAUUAUGAAAAACAACCUAAAAUGGCUCGUAUAUAUCCGUCAGCCGCUAUUUGAAACAACGUGAAUAGGAAAAAAAAUCAUGGAGCUCGACCAAUCCUGGCCAGAUUGGUGCUCGAGUGACUAUUGGCCAGCAUUACGCUACCUGGUAUCCUGUGCCAACUACAAUAACACCUGGUCCUCGUACUGGGGACCGGAUAUCGUUUGUGAUUAUAAUGCAAUCCCUGGUCAAUCGGCCACAAACAUUUGGCCUCCCGGGGAGCAAUCUGCACCGACAACGCGAGCUUCGCUGAAAAACGCUCAAUUAAAAUCAACACCAGUGGAUUACGAUUCCCCUCUCAAAACCGCGGUGCAGUGCUAUCAAAACUUCAAAUGCAUUCUGAAAGCAGUAACACCAAGCGGCGGAACCCAGUCAACCACUUCCGGAAUUCAAUGGACGGACGCACUGUACGAGUGCAGUCCGUCGGAGUUGACGGGUGGAGCUGAGAACAUGCUAGAGAAGUGCAUUGCCGAUUAUAAUAGCACAGUCAUCGCACGCAACAUCGUGAAACCGGUGUCAGAACUGCUACUCAAACUGCCGAAGCUGACGCUGGAAAUGAUGGUUAGUGGAAUCAUUUCCACCAACACAACACAUCGCCAACCCUGCGGUCCAACAGCACUUGACGCCAGUGAGGGUGACGCCACCCGUAUCAACCAUAAUCGUUAUCAUCUGAUUUGUGACAACAGUGUGGGUCAGUUUACCUUCUACGAGAAUGAUUCGUUUGAUUUGCUCAACUCAAGCAUGGUAGGCCCGGCGGGCAUUCUAGGACCCGUGCAGUGCUUGCUGAAUAUUGAGUACAAAGAUGUGAUAAACGAGCUAUCGGCGAUCAUCAGCGCCAAUGGCACCGGUUUCGCCAUGACGACCUUCGGAAGUGAGCGGGCGGUCUCACCGAGGUACGAGUGGAGCUUCCUGUUUGUGAUAUUAUUCAUCUUCGCCGGUGGGUUGGGGAACAUCCUGGUGUGCCUGGCCGUGGCACUCGACCGCAAGCUACAAAACGUAACCAACUAUUUUUUACUCUCGCUUGCCAUCGCGGAUUUGCUGGUGAGCCUGUUUGUGAUGCCGCUUGGAGCCAUUCCGGGAUUUCUUGGUUAUUGGCCAUUCGGUGUAAUGUGGUGUAACAUCUACGUCACAUGUGAUGUUCUGGCCUGCUCGGCAAGUAUACUGCACAUGUGCUUCAUCAGCCUGGGUCGUUACCUGGGAAUCCGGAAUCCUCUGGGGAGCAGACACCAUUCGACGAAGCGUCUGACAGGGAUCAAAAUUGCACUCGUUUGGCUGCUGGCGAUGGUGGUCUCUAGUUCUAUUACCGUUUUAGGUAUUAUUAACAAGAACAACAUAAUGCCGGGCCCAAAGGAGUGCGUAAUCAACAACCGAGCGUUCUUCGUGUUCGGCUCGUUGGUGGCUUUCUACAUCCCCAUGGUGAUGAUGGUGGUUACGUAUGCGCUCACCGUGCAACUUCUGCGAAAGAAGGCUCGCUUUCUCGAACAGCAUCCGGAGGGAGAGCUGUUCCGAAGACUGGGCGGACGAUUGGCCGUAACGAAACACUCCUCAACGGGAUCCGGCAGUGGAGGUGGAUCCUUGAACGAUGGCACAUGCCCGGUACCAUCCAGGGGUACCGUGGAAGCGAGGAGGUGCAGCCGAGUAAAUAUUAACAGCAAGCAGCAGCCGCCUAGUGGAAUGGCGCCCUGGCGGUUUCAUGGAUCCAACCUGGAAAGAAUUGGCACCAUCUCAGCGCCCCACUCGACAGGGGGCGGCUAUAGCAACGGUGGCACAAGUCCAACUGCUCACGCCCCCAGCGCGAAUUCCGUCGAAAGUUCGCUGGUACGGGGCGGCCUGAAGCGGAGCCAACGCCAUCCUGGGCAUCACAAUUAUCCCCAUCAUCAUCACUCGCAGCACGGGGCUACCUGCGACCGAUCCACCCAAACUCCGGAAAGCAUCGAACGUGAGACCCGGAGGCAAAAGUUCUGCUCCUUCCGGCUGCAUCUCAACAACGUGCCAACGCCGAACAUAAAUUUCAAUUUGAAGUUUCUGGGCAACAAAAAGCGUACGAAUUUAUCGGCCAACGCGGUUGCCACCGAGCAGAAAGCCACCAAGGUUCUUGGACUGGUGUUCUUCACGUUCGUCUUCUGUUGGGCACCGUUCUUCAUCCUGAACAUCAUCUUCGCCGCAUGGCCAGAGCUCAACGUACCUGAACACAUCGUCAAUAUCUGUCUAUGGCUGGGGUACGUCUCCUCAACCAUAAAUCCAAUUAUCUACACAAUCUUCAACAAGACUUUUCGAGCGGCAUUCAUCCGGUUGCUGCGUUGCCGAUGCGAAAGAUCGGGUCGUCCCUCCAGAUUCCGCUCGGUCACUGAUGCCCGAGGAACCAUCAGUUUGUGUACUCCUUCGGCGCUACCGAUGGCCAUCUCGUUGCAGGGAGCUCCACUGUUGACUCCCUCCAGCACACAGGUUACACCUCUGAGUGACUUUCGUGGAAGCUACGAAAUCACCGAUGACGACUGUUAGUUACCAUAAUUGUACUUGUUAGUUUAAUCAUCCCCACCACUACUUUAUACACAGAUAGUAUUAGGGAUUAGGUAAGAAACGAAACCCGUAAACCAAGAGCAAUCGGAACGAACACCGCAGGAUCGGCUUAGUUGUAAACGUUAUAAACUAAAUUAAAACAUUCGGCGCAAACCGGUAGGGUCUCUGUGACAAUGAGAAUCGCCCCAAGAGGAAAUAUGUUAAACAUAGUACGAUAACGGUGUUGUAAAAGGGUAAUGUUUAAGUAAUCGUGAAACAUUGUUUUUGAAUAAUACAUCUCAAAUGUUUCUUCGGAUCAAUCGAAGUAACGAAUUUCGCCCACAGGCACAACAACACUCGCGUCAAUCUCUAUGACUAGUCAGAAGGAGUGUAUUUUUAACGAAAGCAAUUUUAAGUGUUAAGUGGAGGCGAAGCGCUCAGCACCUGUUUCGAUAGAUAUAUCGAUGUUAUGAAGGAAUAUAGUUGUAAUAAACAUCAUGUUGUUCAACGUUUCGGA
Toxorhynchites rutilus septentrionalis is the source of this 4094-nucleotide messenger RNA. RefSeq names its product D(2) dopamine receptor (gene 5-HT2A). Gene Ontology annotation, biological process: G protein-coupled receptor signaling pathway, coupled to cyclic nucleotide second messenger; chemical synaptic transmission; serotonin receptor signaling pathway. Lineage: Eukaryota; Metazoa; Arthropoda; Insecta; Diptera; Culicidae. Gene Ontology annotation, cellular component: membrane; dendrite. The record is from RefSeq and is a predicted model, not a curated record. The transcript has 9 exons. Bases 1121 to 3580 code for a protein of 819 amino acids. Gene Ontology annotation, molecular function: neurotransmitter receptor activity; G protein-coupled serotonin receptor activity; serotonin binding.